GCGAGGAGGACUGCAGUUUCUGGUGCUGAUGGGAGAGCGGUCGAGGGACGUUAUUAAGGCAUUGUAACAUUAACCCUAAGUGCCUCACUGGUGAAUGGGUUAGCCUGUCGUGGAGAAUAAGAUUAAGGAAAUACUGUAGUACUGGGACUGUGUGUGCCACCUAAAUGUCAGGGACGUGGAACGUGUUAAAGAAGAAACCAGAGGCCAUGGUAGCUCCAGAGCCAACAGGAGCCAGUGCCUUGACUGUGACUCCGGCCGUUGUUGCAUUAAUCUCGGCUGACAACUCCACUGAACCAGUCAGCAAGAAUGAUGCCUUCGAUGAGAUCAAAAACAAGUUCCUGAAUGAAAUUGACAAGAUCCCACUGCCAUCCUGGGCCAUCAUUGCCAUUGCCGUGGUAGCUGCUUUACUCAUUUUGACAUGCUGCUUCUGCAUCAUCAAGAAGUGCUGCUGCAAGAAGAAGAAGAACAAGAAGGGCAAGAAGGGGAAGGGUGACAUGGGAAUGAAGAAUCUGAAAGGUGGAGAGAAACAACAGGAUGAUGAUGAUGAUGAGGAUGACGCUGAGACGGGGCUGACCGGAGAUGAGAAAGAGGAGGAAGUCAAGGAGAAGGAAAAACUUGGCAAGCUCCAGUACUCUAUUGAUUACGACUUCCAGGAAAAUAAGCUGACGGUGGGUAUCCUGCAAGCAGCAGAUCUCCUCUCCAUGGACAGCGGUGGCACUUCUGACCCCUAUGUCAAGGUCUUUGUCCUCCCUGACAAGAAGAAGAAGUUCGACACGAAGGUUCACAAGAAAACUCUAAAUCCUGUCUUCAAUGAAACUUUUAUCUUCAAGAUUCCAUUCCAAGAAAUGGGUGGGAAGACUCUGGUAAUGUCCGUCUAUGACUUUGAUCGCUUCUCCAAACAUGAUAUCAUCGGAGAGAUUAAAUUACCCAUGAACACCCUUGAUCUGGCGAAGCCAAUUGAGGAGUGGCGAGACUUGGACAGUGCAGAUCAAGAAGAGCCCGAGAAGCUGGGUGACAUUUGCAUCUCUCUGCGCUAUGUGCCCACUGCUGGCAAACUCACCAUCUGUAUUCUGGAAGCCAAGAACCUGAAGAAAAUGGACGUUGGUGGACUGUCAGAUCCGUAUGUGAAAAUUAACCUGCUGCAGAAUGGCAAGAGGCUGAAGAAGAAGAAGACCACAGUGAAGAAGAACACUUUGAAUCCUUACUACAACGAGUCCUUCAGCUUUGAGAUUCCUCUUGAGCAAAUGCAGAAAAUCCAAGCUGUGAUCACAGUGCUGGAUUACGACAAGAUUGGCAAGAACGACGCCAUCGGGAAGAUCUGGGUGGGGAGCAAGGCCACGGGGGCUGGGCUCAAGCACUGGUCCGACAUGCUGGCCAACCCACGCCGCCCCAUCGCCCAGUGGCAUCCACUGCAGCCAGAGGAGGAGGUGGACGCCUCCCUCGCAGCGCUGACUGCCAAGAAGUAAACCUCCUCCGGCACACAUCUUCCCUUCUCACCUACCCAUGCAUUUUACCGCCAUUCUCCCCCCAACCCACCAGGUCCCACAUAUCAGUGUAUAUUCCAAAAGAACACACCAACAGAUCUAUCAACUGUACACCCCCCACCUCCUCCUCUUUGCCUCCCCACCCCUCCACCCACCUCCACUGCCAUGCAAAAGAUACAUAGAUACCAUUUGACAUGAUGGAAAAUAGUGUUUAAAAAAGCAUCAUGUUAUAUUAAAUCAUGUCAUUGAAAAAAAAAAAAAGAAGACAAGUUACAGGAUGGACAGAAACUCCGUUGAUUUCCUUUAGAUAUAUUUUUGUAUUGGGGUUGUGGUUACAUUAAUAAGAAUACAGAGUAGACUAUGAAGAAUACUAGGAGUGCUUUAUGGGCAUCUGGUGAUAGAGGGGAUAAAACAUACAUUCACUCAUGUUGUACUUCUCACCCCUUCCCUUUAGUGACACGGUUUGCUUAGAAUAAUGCUUAAUAAUAAAAUGCUUUAUACUGCCAUAUGAUAGAGAAAUAACACAAGCAGGUCCAUUCCUUAGGUGUGUUGUGCACCAUGUUCCACGCCUGCCAAUGAUCAUAGUAGGUGAUUCUGUUAGUUUGAAGUACAUUCCUAGACUCUGGGUAGCAAGUAGGGAUAGGCACAUAUCCAGUUACCCACAAACACACUGCCUUUUUAAUUAGUUAAAUCUUCCAUCCAUAAUCUCAGGAAAACUGAGAGAAAACUGGAACGUCAUGCCUUUUUUUCUAAACGGGUUGUUAUUAUUCAAAUACUCCACCUUGAUGAGAAAGAAAUGUCGGAUUUGAUAUCUUGACCACUUGUUUCCAAAUGAUAUAAGGCUUCGCGACCAGUAUUAGUUUAUCUGCGGAACGGUAAACCGAGAGGAAUCGAUGAUUUGCGGUCCGAGAGAGGAGAAUUGUAUUUUUUAUAACUGUGCAAAAGGCUGUGUCUGUCAUCAUGGCCCAUGCCCUUAAAAGAAAGCAAGUUAAUAUCACAGCGGGUACUAUAGAGACUGGUUCCAACCACCAAUGACAUGAUAUUUUCAAGGUGUCAUGUACUGUCUGCAAUCUACCACCUCCCCUCCCAAUGCCUCUGAUUCUGUAUCUCACUUGUUCAGUGCUACUGCCAUUAGUCAUGGACUCACAACAAGGGUAUUACUUCAAAGGAAUCCCUAUAACCGUCUUACAGUCAUAAAGGAGACAAGCCUUCCAAGUAACAAAAUAAGCAAUUUUCAACUACCAGGGACGCCUUCCAAUUAGCGGUGUUGUUCUCUUCAUUUUUGUUCUUUCUUUCUCUCUUUUUUCUGUCUCUUCCUUCUUUCUCUUUUUCUUUCCUUUUAUUCAAUUUUAUUUCACUUCAAACACCUUUUAUUCUUCAAGCACUUUAAAUCCAAAUGUUACGUUUAACUGUUCUCAGAAUCCAGAGCUUUAAUUAUUUAUUUUAGGAAUAAUUGCUGGUAUAAAAAAGGAAAAAAAAAAACAAGAAAAAGAAAAAAAAGAGCAAGAGAAUGCAUUAUGUGAACGCAAUUUUUAUUUAUUUAUUUUUAAAAUUUCUAUUUCUUUCUUUCUUUUAAGUUCACCUGUUCAGCCUGAGCUUUUUAUGUAUGUAUUAUGGUUGGCUGGAUAUUAUUUUUCUCAUUUGAUUGCAAGGAUACGGUCUGGAGGAAGGCACUGAUCCAUGUGUAUUUUAUACACAGAUUACCAAACUGCUGAAUUUAAUUGCACUACUGGGUAUCACUCUGUUCUGUGGUGACUGACACUGUUCUUUCUAUGUAGUUUUUGUGAUGAAAUGUUGUGAGGUUGAAUUUUUUUGUCGCACAUGUGGCACGCUGGACAAGUUGCCUCCUAAUGGACUCUUCUGGCAGGACAGGAGACACGUUUCAAUCUAAUGACGCUCCCCGGCCUCCUAAUUGGUCCACAACAUUUAUGAAUUGAUAUUCUGUCAAUGAUAAAACUGAGGAUGAGUUUGUUUGUUAGACUAAAUUAAUUAACCCCGAAUAAACUUUUCAUAUUGCAGCUCAUCUAGGACAACUAAUUGAUAAUUUAAAUUCUUACUGGGUGAGCACCAGCUUGUCCUAAAGGCAUCGUGGUGUCGUGUCACUGAACGACAACACUACUAUCUGAUUGUGCGCUAGAAAGUGCAAAGUCAAUGUUCAUCAAAGGGCAGUAAAACAUUUAGACAGGUUCACACCCUCUACAGGUUUUUGGAAUUUAAUGAAUGUUGGUUUAUGUAUCAUUUUUUUUUCUCCGUUGGAAUUUAUUUUUUCCUGAGUUUUUAUAUUCAAGAGAAGUCACGUUCGAGUUUGUUUUCCAUCUCACAUAAUCUAUUUUCUUCUGUUGAUAAAGCAACACUAAAGAAAAGACAACAUGCAAGCAAUCAAGCAACCCAUUGGUGUGUAGUUUUGCCUAUAUACAUAGUUCAUACAUGUUGAUACUGCAUGUUUAUACAGAAUACUGUACAUAAGAGCAUGUUUUAGAGACAAAGCAAAAAUAUCUUGUGUACGUAAAUGGGUGUCAUUUGUCAUUUUAAUAACACAACGACGGAGAAAAGAUGCACUGUAUAUUUUCUAAAUGAAACAAAUGUGUAUUUAUUUUCCAUGAGGGUCAUUGGAGAGAAUGUCAUACUAUAUUAGAGUACUAUUACUAAUAACAACCUUUUCACGCCUGAAAUUCUUAAGCAAGUGUGUCGUCCAGUACUGUGUGUGAGUUCAUGUAGGAUGAAAAUGUAGCCGCAUGCUUGCUAUCUGACUCUUUGUGAUCCAGAAUUUAAUUUGAUAAGUACCAUUUCUCUGUUCUACAUUUUGUUUCAUGACUUAUCUGAAGGCCAAUGUUUGACUUCUUUCCAAAUAUCUGCAAUUUAUAUAAUUAUUAUUAUUGUUUUUUGUUUGUUUCACUUUGUUUUGUUCUUUUGUUGUUGUUGUUUUUUUUAAUAUAUAUGUAUGUAUGUAUGUAUAUUUUUUAAAUUUUCAAUAUAUGGGAUGGGGGGGUCUCCAAGUCUAUAAGCUGACAACUUUCUAAUAGCAGAUUUGGCAUACUGUUAUUCUUAAAUAUCUCAUCAGAGGAUAAUGGCUUAAUUCUAUGAUUGAAAAGUGGAUUGUGUGUCUGUAAUACAGGCCAAUACUAACAUGUGGGACCCAGUAUUAGGACUAUCGGACCUCACCUUUAUAUAAAAUUCAUUUUCAUAGGUCAAGAACAGCCCAUACCUGAAUUUUUCCCAUUCCGCUCUACACAAACGGCUUGGAAUCCCUUCUUCUCCCUUUCUUUACUUGGACUUUCAUUUUAAGUUCAACUUAAAUGAUCUGAAAAACCCUUUCACGGCUGUGUCUCUUUUACUGUGUUUAUUAUACGAUAUGUGUAUGUGCAUACAGAUAGGCGAAUAAGAUAAAACUAAAGCCAUAAAACUCAAGCACUAACUCUUUAGAGCUCAGCUGAGUAGCUAGAGUCGAUUUAUGAUGUUAAAAAAAAAUAUAUAUAUAUAUACAAGAAAAAGGAAAAAAAAAUCACACGUCUUCAUUUUUCCUCGGCCAGUGUUUCUCUUCCACAUUCCGUUCAGAUCUUCGUUCAUCAAGAGGGCAAAAUGCAUUCUACUGUAUAUGUGAGCAUUGAGGUCAGUUGUGAGUUUAGUAGAGUGAAUGUGUCUUUUUCUACUUUAAAAGCUGUUGAUGUCCUUGUUUCAUAGAGGUAGCUGAUUUUACAGUGUUGUGAUUCGUAUUGUAAUAUGCCUUGUUUUGAUAGUAUGAAUUAUAGAUAUAUUAUCACAAGAGGUUCUCGAAAAUAUUGCUAAAAAUUAUAUGACAAUAUGUUCUAUUCUUGGGCUGAGUGCAAUUUAUGAACCAAACUGGGUCACUCUUUAGGUUUCUCUUAUACCACUAUAACAGUAGAAUGUACUAGUGUCUACAUAUACAGUCAGCAUAUAACAUACUGUUAGUGAUCAACAUCUUACGGUGGUGGUUUUUGAUGUUUCUUGUGUUCUUAGAAAAAUCAAUUCAAGCAACAAAACGAUAUUGUUGAGGUUUAGAGAAACUUGACAGUGCUACCCAUGUUUUAGGCCUGAAUCCCUCCCAUAGAACUAUGCAUAGAGUUAUGAUUUUCACAGAGAUGCGGCACAAAUACCAGACUUGUGCCACAGUUAUUUUUGAAUAUCUAUCAAUUACGUGUUAUGUUGUGCACAUGAUAUGAAAUUAAGGUUUGCCUCGGUCACGGGGGUUUCUUUUCGAAGUAAACUUUCAACUGCCAUAUCGCCACCGGCAACAGUAUUCAAAAUUGAAGACCAAUGUGUUGACUGGCGCCACAGUCAAUGAACUUGUCUGAUGCAAUAUUGUAUUUGAAUCGUUUUUAUUCAGUGUCCCAUUAAUCAAUCCUAUUGACUGUGACCAACUGGUGCACUGAUCAUAAUUCUACUUGAAGAUUUCAGUGCAUUUCAAAAAUACUGCCAGUUCCCACGCUUAAUUACAGUUGCCUGUAAUCACCAGUGUUCUGUUUGAGUCCGUGAAGCCAAAAUAACAAAGUUCACGUGGAGGCAAACAGGAGAAGAUGAUGAGACAAAUGUGAUUAUGAGUAAAUUUAUAGCACAUAUAAGAGGUUGAACUUUUUAUUUUUAUUUGUAUUUUUUUCCUUUUCUUCUUCUUCUCUAAUGCUUUUUCACUGCCCGGGUCGCCACAAUCAUACUUGACCACCGGACAGUUCAGUUCUAUGGGGGACAGAGACUGAGAACUGUGUGUGCUUGUGUAUGUGUGUUAAAUAGAUAAGCGUAGGCCCUUUAGCAGACAUGGUGCAAGAACACAGCACUAGAACAUAUUAUAUAACUACAAUGUACCGUACAGGUCUGCAUGCAUGGGACACAUAACUCAUUCUUAAAUGUACAUCUAUGUGGGUAUGAGUGUAAUAACCAAACAAUCUAAGUUACCUUUUAAAAAGUGGGGAUUAUAUCUAAUACUGUAAUAGUAUACCAUUUUUUUUUUUUUUUUUUUUUGAUAGCUAUGUAGAUGUACUUUAUGCACAACUGCAUCUGAAACUGUAGGCUAUUUUGGCUGUGCAGAGACAGUUUUAGAGCACUGCUCACACAGCAAAGUGGUAAUUGUGUGUUUAUUUAUUUAUGUAUUUAUUUCUGUUUUGUUUUAAACUAAUGCCGGGAUUUAAAAAGGGAAACCAUCCAAAGUUCAGUAGAUCAUUUACCAUCAUGUCUAAAUGUGUUGAAAGCCUCUCAGCGGGUAAAGACACCUCUUUGAAACAUGUUGUCUUGUCUCCUCUAUUACUCACUGUAUUUCUUCUUUGUAUUCUUGUGUAUAUGUGUAAUCACUCCUUAAGCCUUUUCUUUCUUUGUGUUGUAUACUUGUACUGUAGAAUGUAGGUCUGCAUUAGAAUCAGUGGCAGAGAUAUCUGAACUAUACCCUUCACCUUUGCUUUUCGUUCCUGUCUUCGUCCUAUUUACGUGUAAUCGGUCGUGCGCUAUCAGUAUUCAUAUGCUGAAUAGGAAGCAGGCUCACUGAAUCCUCCACUGAAUCUGCUUUUUCUUCCUGAGUGUAAAGAAUGCCGGCCUUCAUGUUUACAACAUGGACAUACUGUAUACUGCCAAACAUGCAGGACCGUACCAAACUUCCCUCUUGAGCUCUUAGUCCUCCACCUGUCAUCCUCCAUGCAGCUGUAUUCGAAAGACUCUUUUUUCUUUUUCCUUUUCCUCCUCUUUCUCUUCAUCAUCUUUUUAAGCAUCAGAGGACAAUGAGGUUGUGUCCUCUAGCUGUGUUUCUUCGUGUCUAGUGUUGUGGUGCGCGUGUUCAUGUCAGUACUUGUGCCUACUGUGGAUCGCAUGCUUUAGCCCUUGACUGGACACAAACGUUGCUCACAAACUCCUCUUGACCCUUAUGUGGACAAACGUUGGGGAUCCUUAUAAAGACAUCAAGGGAACCAAAUAACUUAAUACAAAUUUAUCAUAUGUGUUACCAGUUCUGUAAGAAACAAAUAGGAAAUAAAGGCCUUUUAAUUAC
Messenger RNA from Myripristis murdjan (pinecone soldierfish), 7470 nucleotides. RefSeq names its product synaptotagmin-2-like. Gene Ontology annotation, molecular function: calcium ion binding; calcium-dependent phospholipid binding; clathrin binding. Gene Ontology annotation, biological process: synaptic vesicle endocytosis; calcium ion-regulated exocytosis of neurotransmitter. The record is from RefSeq and is a predicted model, not a curated record. NCBI's taxonomy places the organism in Eukaryota, Metazoa, Chordata, Actinopteri, Holocentriformes, Holocentridae. The coding region runs from base 165 to 1466 and encodes 433 amino acids. The transcript has 9 exons. Gene Ontology annotation, cellular component: synaptic vesicle membrane; axon; exocytic vesicle.